UCCUGCGGACACGCGAGUAGCUGCUUCGUGGACACACAGGGCUCGAAAAUAGACGAGAAAGCAGAUCGCACCGAUACCGUGGCCAGGCUGCGAAAGUGAAACGACCGUGCGUGACUCAGGCCGUGUGCGGGCAAUCGGGCGCCGGAAGCGGGUUGCGAUCGCGGGGGGGCGAGACUCUUCGACAGAGCGACACACACGGGGGGUGACAUCAGUACGUCGGAGCCACCAUCGCAUCGUGUGUAGCCAGCGCCGUGUGUGUAUGUGCCUGCCGCAGUGACGACGAGUUGUGUGCGCUAUAGUACAGCCUACAGGGAAGGCAAAGGAGAAGCUAGAAACGGAAAAAACAAGCCUACUACGACCUGCUGCGGCAAAGAAGGAACGCCAGAACGGAUCCGGCCCACCAAAUCGCAGCGAAAAACGUCUUGCAGCAGCAGCAACCGAGGAGAUUCGCGUUCGACGGAGGUGAAGCUGAAGCGCAGCGACCGGGACGACGUAAUUUCGAGCGGCCGAGUCGAGGUGGUAUCUAGUGGUUCCACCUUUUCUUUGUUGUGCUGCCUGCCAUCAUCAUCGUCAGCACGCAAAAACCUAGCAAAGGAAGUUCAGCAGCAGCAACAGCGGCGGGUGCACAAUUGCUGUCAGUGUGUGUGCGUGCGUGUGUCGGUGCGUGCGUUGGCCACAUCCCAGCAGCGCGCCCCAUAUUCGUGCGUCCAACCCGGGUGACAGGUUGCAGAACUGCGGAUUUCCAGUGACGGGAAAGCGACGAAAGACGUGUCGACCCGCUGUCGACACGGAUACGGCUGGGUCGCGGGACAUUCCGUGCUCGGGGCGGGUGUGCCAAAAAAAUAAAAACGGAACACUCGUACGGGGCAACAGGCAGCCAGCAGCAGCAGCAGCUCACCCGUGUAUAGGGCGCGCUUGCGUCUUAUCCUCAUUGAACAUCCCGUGUGCGUGCGUGCGUGCGUGCGUACAUGUGUGUGGCGAAAAAGUGCACGGCUUGCAGCGAGACAGCAUAGAUUUGUUUUCAUAGUGUCUCAUCGGGCCGUGGGCCAGCUUCUCGGCGUGGACCAACCCUCAAUCAACCACCUACAACCAUUUUUGAACCAAUCGGCAACCACCGCUAAUAGUAACGGCAUCCCAAAACAACGCACACACACCGUUUCGAGUGUGGGAGAGUAGGUCGUGCGAGCUGUCAAACGUCCCAAACGUCACGGCGAUUUGUCAUACAAAUCGGCAUUCGUGCGGCGUUCGCGUGCAUGCGAGCGAGUGUGUGUUGAUAUCUUCACCGCCCACUCCCCUCCGCCCGGCGGUCCGUUCGUUUGGCCAGUGCUCUGCCUGCUCUUCCGGUUCUGUAACACUCAACCAACUCCGGCGAACCCUUCGAAACCCGGUACCCAAAAGGUGCAGGGCCGGGGAAACGGGGAAGUCGCACCCGCCAAUCAACCAUACCGACCGCCGAUUUACCUUUCCCGCCGUGCGUUGCUUCGUGCCAGCUGCUGCCAGCCAUGGACAUAUCGACGCAGUCACAGGUGCACGGACUGAACACCUCCACAAUGGCCGCCCGCAAGAAGGAUGCGGAAGCGAAGGAAAAUCUCUGGUCGUCCAUACUCAGCGAAGUACAAACACAGAGCAACACCAAGCUACCGUCGAACAAGUCGGUGCUGGUGCUGGGGGACAACGCGAGCGGCAAGACGACACUGAUCGCCAAGCUGCAGGGUGUCGAGGACCCGAAGAAGGGCUCCGGCCUGGAGUACGCCUACAUAGACGUGCGGGACGAGUAUCGGGAUGAUCUCACCCGGCUCGGCGUGUGGAUCCUGGACGGCGAUCCGGGCCACAACAAUCUGCUCAAGUACGCACUGAACGAGACGAACUACGCACACACGCUGGUCAUACUGACCCUGUCGAUGACGACACCGUGGAGUUGGGUGAACCAGCUGCAGCACUGGAUGAAGAUAUUGGACGAUCGCGUCGCGGCACUCAAAAUCGAUCCAGAGGAAAAACAGCAGUGCCAGGCCCGGCUGUCGACCGAAUGGCAGAACUACUGCGAAACGAUCGACGAUCUCGACCCGGGCUCGCCGAUCAAGCGGACGAAUCGGCUGUCGUCGGUGGACGACGAGCUCGAUGCGCUACCGCUGCCGGAAGGCGUCCUCACGACCAACCUCGGCCUCGACGUGGUGGUGGUCGUAACGAAAACCGACUAUAUGACCACGCUCGAGAAGGAUCUGGACUACCGAGAUGAGCACUUCGACUUCAUGCAGCAGUGGAUCCGCCGGUUCUGCCUGAUGUACGGAGCAUCGCUCUUCUACACCAGCGUGAAGGAGGACAAGAACUGCGAUCUGCUCUACAAGUACCUCACGCACCGGAUCUACGGCUUACCAUUCCGAACGCCCGCGUUGGUCGUCGAGAAGGACGCGGUGCUUAUACCGGCCGGCUGGGACAACAUGAAGAAGAUUAGCAUACUGUACGAAAACAUGCAGUCCUGCAAGCCGGAUGAUUACUACAACGAUAUUAUUGCACAACCGCCUUCGAGAAAGACUGUUUCGAACCGUGAGAUCGAGAUUCAGACGGAAGACGAGCAGGCGUUCCUUGCCCGCCAGCAGCAGCUACUCCAGCAGGGCCAGGCGCCGACGCGCGGCGAGUCACCGCUCCGCUCGCAGCCGGGCAGCAACGGCAAGAGCGCCCAGCGAACUCCGGUGGCCGCCGGCGCCCAGGGUUCACCAAAGAAGGUCGACGGAAAGCUCGCCCCGGGAACGCAGAGUGGCGAGGGUGUGCUGGCGAACUUCUUCAACUCGCUGCUGCACAAAAAGUCGGUAUCGCCCGGGUCGGCGGCGGCUGCGGCGGCCGCCGGUGGGGUGGCGGGCAGCCCGCUCGCCACCUCCUCGCCCCGCUCGCUGAACGGCGUGACGGCGUCGGAACCGGUGUCGGCCAGCGACAAGAUGAGCAUGCGCACCGACGCCGCCCUCGAGCUCGACCGUCUCGCCCGGAGCGUGAAGAAGGAUCUCGACUACUCGGCGGCGCAGUCCGACUGUUGAGCGGCCGGCCCGCGGGCAGGUGUGCUUGCCCUCCGCUUCGGCAAUUAGGUGAUUUAGAUGCCGUGCAGUCACGACUGCCUUACGUGUUUAAUAAGGGAUGUGGAUGAAAGAUGCUGGCGGAUGUGUACGGAGACCACGGAUAGGAUGCAGGAUCUCGCGAGAUUGAGAGAGAUAGAGAAAGAAAGAGAGAGAGAGAGAGGGGAGAAAAGGAUGCGCGCAAGUGAAAGUGGGCUAGGAUUUAAUGUUAAAAAAAAAACAGAGGAAAACGAAGGGAAUCACUAUUCGUACGUGACUCGAACGCCGAACGAUGUAGGAAGACUUUGCGGCCUGCGGCGUGUAACAUGUUACUCAUCUAUUUCUCUACCGUGCACUCGAGUUACACACUUUUCUUCCCUUUAGCUUCCUUAUUUCUUAUCUAGCUACAUUUAAUAUACGCCCUAUAAUAAUACACCAGAGCGGCGCAACCAUUCACCGUGCCACCGUUCGUACGGCAGCUGCCCCUGCCUUGUUGUGAGCUUGCUUUGGGAAAACAACAACAGCUACAACAGUGGCGUUGCAAUCGCUUGUUGAUGCAAGUUUUCGGUGCAAAUCAUACUAGUUCCGUUUUUCCUCCUUAUUUCAUUCCUAGCGACGGCAUGGCCGUAGGUUACACUUCAUCAAAAGGGUCAGAGUAGGGCCGUUUUGUGUGCUGCAAAGUACAACACUGGACUUGAAAAGAGCAACUCGGGACACUUUUGGAACGGUUUGCGUGAGCUUGCGUGCUGUUGUGUCCCUAUAGACAGUCUCAGUUCGUUGCAGCCGCGUAUAGAAACGUUUCAAACGCUUCGCAGAGUUAUUUGGCAAAGCAAGUAUAUACAUAGGGCGUGCUGACGGUAAUCAAGGUGUUGUAGUUUCCGAAACGGAUAUCAGGUAGCAAGCAGCAGGUGGUUGUUGCUCCACUUUUCUCUGGGACCAGCUGAACGAUCAAAGGCACUGGCUUUGGUGAAUUAAGGAAAAUAGAAACUUGCAAACAUGGUACCGAGAUUAGAAGAAGGGCCCCGUUCGGAGGGCGAACAUAUACGAAACACACACACACACACACACACACCCCCGAGAGCUCAGAGAACUAGAAUCGAAUUGGUUUGUUUGCCGGCAGCAGCCGUUUUGCCGUGCGCAGUAUUAGUCUUUCCAUGUCCAUCGCUUCCACGGCACACGACGGACAGAGGGCCCCCCUUUAAAUCCUCAACACAACCGGUGCGGCGUCCCCUGCCGGCGAUGCUCUCCGAUAUGGUUACCCACCAGUUGUCCAGUGCGUCCUCCUACACCUCCCCUCGGCUCGGCUGCGAACUGGUAUAUCAUUGUGAUAGAGAUACGGAGGCAGGAUACGGUGAAAGAGAGAGAGAGAGAAAGAGAGAACACAUCUAGAAUUGGUGGCGGCUCAGAGGUCCUCAGAGGAACGUUUGCGCCUGCUUUUUUGUUUGUUUGUUUGCUUGGUUUCCCGUUCCCGGGUAUGUCCGGGGUGUGGCUCCCGUAGGUAGGAAGAAAGCGGAUGAAUUGAAUUUGAAUUAAAGCCACCAGUCUCCGAGA
Anopheles coustani is the source of this 4595-nucleotide messenger RNA. RefSeq names its product cytoplasmic dynein 1 light intermediate chain 2 (gene Dlic). Gene Ontology annotation, biological process: microtubule cytoskeleton organization; microtubule-based movement. Gene Ontology annotation, molecular function: dynein heavy chain binding. Bases 1503 to 3029 code for a protein of 508 amino acids. The record is from RefSeq and is a predicted model, not a curated record. Gene Ontology annotation, cellular component: centrosome; cytoplasmic dynein complex. The transcript is spliced from 8 exons. Lineage: Eukaryota; Metazoa; Arthropoda; Insecta; Diptera; Culicidae.